Vespula vulgaris is the source of this 3144-nucleotide messenger RNA. RefSeq lists its product as uncharacterized. Lineage: Eukaryota; Metazoa; Arthropoda; Insecta; Hymenoptera; Vespidae. The coding region runs from base 1455 to 1982 and encodes 175 amino acids. The transcript is spliced from 4 exons. The record is from RefSeq and is a predicted model, not a curated record.
GGUUCAUAGCCGUGGUUUCGAAUCAUUCACAGUCAUUCCGUGACUUCGGUAGAUCGUGGUAACGCCGGUACUCUCCGUUGAUUUCUCCCUCGUUAAUCCAUGAGAAUUUUCUUUUCGUAAUUAUCUUAUUCACUUGUUUCUUUUAUUUAUUUAUUUUUUUUUUGUUCUUUUUUCUUGCUUUUUCUUUAUUCCGAUUUUUUUUAUUUUGUUUUAUUUUUAUUCUGUUUCUUUUUUAUUUCUGCUUUUUGUUUUUUUUUCAAUUAAAACAAUAAUCCUGGCAGUGACAAAAUAUUUUCAACGAAAUUUUCUUAACAAAGAAAAUCCAUUGGAUAUACGACUUCCAUACGGCAAUCGUUGUUUAUGCUCGUAUGCAAAAUCGUAAAUUUUCCAUUCAUUGUCAAUAAAUUAUUCAUUGUCGGGAUGUACAUUUAUACAUAUAUACAUAUAUGUAUAAGUUCAUACCUGCAUACAUGCAUAUGUAUGUACAUACGUAAAAUAUACACAAGUGUAUACACAUUACGAACGUCUUAUCGAGAAAUUGGAAUUUGUAUUUAAUCGACAAUAACGAUCGUAAAUGUGAAUUCUUACUUCUUUGAUAGACUAUCGACGCAGUAAGAGUUAUUCGAAAUUCUGUUAUUUUUCGACGAUAUAAAAGAAAAGAGAAAAAAAGACUGUGCAUUUAUCGUUAACAUUGAUCUUUGAAAUAGAAGAAUCUUUUUCGUCAAAAAGAGAAAAAGAGAGAAAUAAAUUAUCGUAUUUUGGAAGCACCGUAUAAGUGGUUCGAAAGAAAGUGGUAAUUUAAAGGAGAGUGAGAGUUUUAGUUCACUCUCGAGGUCAGUCUCUUCUUCCUUGUCUUCUCGUUCGCAUACUCGACAGAAUAUAUACUUACUUCGAACUUACUCUCGCUAAGGUAUUGUUUUACGGCUCGUACAUCUCGAAUAACACAGUUACACAUCGUCGAACGUACACGUGGGUGCAUACAAUACGUACAUAUAUAAAAGUCCGCGCGUGUUGAAGAAAAGAAAAAAAGAAAAAAAAAAAAGAGAAGAAAGAAAAAAUGGGUUAAGGUUUCUCGUUCAUUUGCGUUAUGCAAAAAUCACGUACGUGAGAGUUCGAACAUAGUUGUAUUUUCGAUAAAAGUUUCAAAUUAGACUUCGGCUUAUUUAAAAGAAAGAAUUUAAUGAGUAAUACGCACGUGAAAACAAAGGAAACAUACUAAUUUUAUUAAUUUUGCAACUAAAUUGUCUCGUUUUAUUUCUCGUUCGAAACAGUAAAACUUUUAGGGAUCGAAAAGUUUUGAAAGAGUUCGAUUUUAUUUUUUGUAAUAUUUUUUUCAUUUUCGUUCAGUUUUGUUAUCUUUUUAUUCAUCGUUUAUUCAUUCGUCCUUUUCGUGUCCUUUUUUGUUUAGCUAUUUAUGUUUUUUUCCUUCUUCUUCUUAACGAACAAAAAUCAAUAUGGUUUUUGACGCGAGCACGAUACGGCUAGUAAUACUCUUAGGUGUGACUUUAUAUCUACAUGCCGGAGACUACAGUACCGUUAUACCUUCGAUAUUUGCCAAAAACGUGGAGAAGAAUGAUACAAAUCCUAAUAAAGGACCAAUUGGUCCACCCAUAAAAGGAUCUAAAGAAAUAUUAACAAUUGACUCUACAACGAAAAAAGAAAGCGAGAAAGACAAUGGGAUCACACGACGAGCCAAAAUGAUGACAACAAUCAAGACAGCCUGCCUGCCAAAACUUAUUUGCGAAUUGACGUCUUCUGUUCACCAGGAUCAACUGAGCGAGAUGGAACGUUCGCUGUUGACUUUGAUCCGGGACACAAGUUUGAGUACGAUCGCAGAAGUGCCCUCGAGGUAUCAUUUCGCUGCGCACAUGGGUCAAUUAAUUUCCGGUGUGGAAGGACAAGGCUGCCAUAAUUUUUAUCCUACUUGUCCUCUACCAAGUGUUAGUGUACUUAACAUGAUGAAGAAAGUUAGACUACAAUGAAAAAAAUCAACAGCUUGAUAUACUUUUUUAAUCGAUGCUAUCCGAAGAAUCUCGUGUUGCUGUGAAAGUUUUUUACACUUACGACUGUAUCUGUGAUAUUCUUACGAUGAGUUGGGAGAAUGUAAACGACGUACGAACGAAUGUUACUUUUUUUUUCUUUUUUCUUUUUCUUUCGUUUUUGUGUAAGAUAAGAUAUUAAUGAAAUUACACGUGUAAUUACGAGACAAGUGAUCGAUGAUGGUUCGAAAUUUCUUAGAUUUUAAUGUAAUCGAAGAACUACUAAUACACCUUAUACGAUAUUACCAUUGUAAUAUUUUUAUCAUGUAAAACUACGAAUAUUGUUAUCAACUUGAUCGUCGACGUUACAACCGUGUUUCGUUCCUGUAAAAUAUUUUCAUCAAAAUAUUUUUAUUUCGUUAAUGAGUAUUUACGAGACAACCGUAACGAAGAUCACGAUAGCAUACUCGAUAAGAAUAAAUAAAAAUCAAAUACGAUCGUAAAAAAUAUUUUGUUCUCGUAAUACUUGAAAGAUUUUUAAUUCGUAUAUCAAUUUCGGAGAACUGUAAUAAGUACACGAGUACUUAUUGUUGACUUAUCGUAUAAUAUUUAAGCGAAGCGUAUAAUAUCUACGAGACCAGCCAAAGAUGAGAUCGAUGUAAUAGAUCUUCUCUUCCGCUUUACAAGUUCAUUCAUCCCUCUUACACCCUCGCCUCUUCUACAGUUCAAUCAUCCCUGUUAGUCGUACUCCGGCAAUUAUUGCGAUCAUACUCGAAAGAUAAUUCGCUGUAUCGCUUUACCCCCUUUCAACGUCAUUAUAAUCGGCUAUUUAAUCUGCCUUACGAUACGACCGUACAGAGAUAACAAGAGAGAUCAUUCGAGAUAGUAAUUAUUUCCCCCGUAACUCUUUCCGUUAACAAUCGAUCCUUUAUCCUUCAAAAUUGAAUUAUGAAAGACGAUUAACAUUUUAGCCGGAGAUGAAUAGAGAAUCGUAUUGAUACGAAAUAUAAUUAUUCGAAACUUAAUCGAUAAUAUCAAAAAUAUAUAUAUAUAUAUAUAAAAUAUCUGAUAUAUUAAACGUUAUAAAAUAUGUUUUUAUCUGAAGAUUAUUAAACGAAAAUAAAAAGUAAAUUUUAUUAUUGAAUUGAAUAAAGAAACAAAUAAA